Cladophialophora yegresii CBS 114405 is the source of this 924-nucleotide messenger RNA. RefSeq lists its product as uncharacterized. Bases 1 to 924 code for a protein of 307 amino acids. Gene Ontology annotation, molecular function: ATP:ADP adenylyltransferase activity; ATP binding. The record is from RefSeq and is a predicted model, not a curated record. Gene Ontology annotation, biological process: nucleotide metabolic process. Lineage: Eukaryota; Fungi; Ascomycota; Eurotiomycetes; Chaetothyriales; Herpotrichiellaceae. The transcript has 2 exons.
AUGGAGGGCGAGAGUUUCAAAGACCAAGACCGAGAUUUAAGACUCAUAAAGGCGCUCAACAUUCAGGCAGGCCUGGAAGAACUGUGUCUUACCAGAUUCGACCGGCUCACGGCUACGGGGCAGCUGAUCUACGAGCCUUCGACUGCUGAGACUAUUGAAGACCAAGGGUUCAAGCUCAGCUUUCGAUUUGCUCCUCAUCUCCGUCGUAAACCUAUUACACCCGCGGAUGCACCAGAGCGGACCACAGGAGAAGGCCAUAAUCCAUUUCUCGAUCCACCCCCGAGUGAGGUACUCUUAUCAAUUGAACCAGAUCACCUCUUGCUCGUAAACAAAUUCAGUGUUUACAGACCCAGUCUUCUCCUGAUCACCCGCGAGUUUGUACCACAGGCAGAUGGUCUUAGCCGGAAUGAUCUAGCCGCUGCUUGGACGAUCCUGUGUCACUUCAAAGAACCAUACAUGAUGAUUUACAACUGCGGGUUCGAAUCUGGGUCGAGCCAAGGCCACAAGCACAUGCAGCUCUGGCCAUACCCCGAUGAACAAGAACUCGGUUUUGAGCUGUUCCCUAACCAGGCAAAAUCUGAUGUCUAUGUCACAGACGAUAUAUCCAACGUUCCGUACAAGCACUUUGUGCUUCGCCUGCCGAUGAAUGCUGAUCUGGUUACCCUUGGGCAUGCCUAUGAUGAGCUCCUCAGAUGCGUCCGUCAGAGCCACUACGAAGCUGGCAAAGGUACCGACUACAACGUGAUCUUGGUCAAGGAGUGGAUGUGCAUGAUUCCCCGGCGGCAUAGUGGACUUGACAGAGGCGCUGGGGCGAACUCCGCUGCGAUGCUGGGACUUGUGUGGAUCGUGACUGAAGCGGAAACGGAAGUUUGGAAUUCUGCUGGACCUGCCGAAUACUUCAAGUACCUAGGAUUGCCACGAUGA